Colletotrichum abscissum is the source of this 1998-nucleotide messenger RNA. Its product is annotated as fungal specific transcription factor domain-containing protein. The transcript has 4 exons. The record is from RefSeq and is a predicted model, not a curated record. Gene Ontology annotation, molecular function: zinc ion binding; DNA-binding transcription factor activity, RNA polymerase II-specific; DNA binding. Lineage: Eukaryota; Fungi; Ascomycota; Sordariomycetes; Glomerellales; Glomerellaceae. Gene Ontology annotation, biological process: regulation of DNA-templated transcription; DNA-templated transcription. Bases 1 to 1998 code for a protein of 665 amino acids.
AUGGCCGAUGUCGCUGAGGCCACCAGUACCGUCGAGAGCAAUGCGGAGGAAGUCACCAAGAAGCGGAUCUAUAGUGCAUGUGCCCACUGCAAAUCACGCAAGAGACGCUGCGACGGACAAGAACCGGCCUGUGGACUCUGCACUAGAUCGGGCGUACCUUGCGUAUACACUGAGCGCAGGAAGAGAGGCCCGGGGCGGAAGAACAAAGUUGAAUCCGAGCCAGGAGGAAAGCGACUGAGUGCGGAGGCGCCCGAUGUGGCUGAAAUUGGUACUCUCGGUGGCCAGUUGUCUUUGGAGGAUCCAAGAGGGCAAUCCCAAGGGCUCGUCGAUACUACACUUUCUCAGCUUGCCGAACGGCGCAUAAAGGUACCAAAAAGUCUGGCGCAAAGAAUCCAGGGUCAUGCCGUAGAACAACAGCAGCGUGAUCCGGCCGAUCCUGGACCCAGCCGGCGCGAAAGGAUGCCACCCUAUGCUCUCCCUUUCCUUCCCAAAGAUCUGUUCGGGCGGACUUCCGUGCUAGAAGGACUGCGUAAUGCUCGAAAUCAGAUUGAGGCAACUGUAGACCGGAGGCCUUUCAGCCGAACCACAUUUGCACGCUUCCCGCCCCAAGACUACAUUUUGGAUUUGGAGGUCACCGUCAUGGAGGAAGUGCAGCUCUUCUGUCCCGCCAUGACGAGAGAGACAUUCUUAGGGCAUACUGACAAACAGUACGGGGUUCACGCCGACCAAAAUGACUGUGAUACUUCAGCCAGGCGCGCGAUUGCAAAUGCCAUGUUUGGGGCCGCCAUGCGGUGGAGGACCGCGAACGACUCCUUUGAGCGUUUUGGCGGCUUGAGUUGGGGAUACUACAAGAACGCAUACGCCAUCGUCCCUGAACUCCUUCUGCAGGGGACAAACGUGUUGGCCUGCGAGGCCUUGCUGGCUAUAGCCACGUUCUCGUUGCAGACGGCCGAUGCGCGCACGACGGCUCAGCUGGCUUCUGCGGCGGCCCGAACCGCGCAGAUCAUCGGGUUGCACAGGAGGGAAACUUAUGCCAACCUUGAUGCCAUCGAGUCGGCGCGACGUAGGCGGGUAUUUUGGGCAACACAUAUACUCAACACGGACAUGAUGGCAAAGUAUGGUCUAUCUCACCCCUUUGCUCAUGACGAUGUCACCGUUGAGCUCCCAGAUAAGGAUGCGACCGUUUUUGAUGGCAUCUCGCACUCGCCGUGCCUCCUUAAUAGCAUGGCACAACUCUCAAGGACCCAAGUCACACUCCAUGGAAAGUUCUCUCCACACAAUCUCCAGCUGCAGUCAGGUACGGAACAUCACAUGAUGAUGAUACUGUCCAAUUGUGAGCUGGAAGAGUGGAAGUGCUCGCUCCCGCAAGAAUCGAGGCCGGACCCCUCUACCCCCUCGACGACGGGAGCGGUGGACAUGCACACCGCCCUGUUGCAUUUUAUCUAUUUUAGCACUCUGAUUAAGACUAACAUCAACCUGGCGCGACUGAAGAAUGCGACGAGCGUACAGCCGUCAUGCUCGCUGUACUCAGACUGGGUGAAUAGGGGCGCCUUUCCCAGCAUAGAGCAGUCACACUCCAAGUGUACGUCGGCGGCUCGGGCAAUCAUUGAUCUUCUACGGGUGAUGCCACCUCAACCUUAUGUGAAUAUAUGGGUUCUUCUCGGCUAUCCCAUCAUGGCCAGCUUAAUCCUCUUAUGGUCAGCACUCGAGGAACCCACAGGAUCAGAGGCCCAUCUCAAUAUCAGGGUCUUGGGCCAAUUUAUCCAAUUCCUAGCAGGAUUGAAGGAAGAGGGAUGUGAUCUGAACAACGUGCUGGACGGCUGUUCCAAGAUCUACAAAAUUGCCAAAUACGUCGUCCAUACGCAGAGAGUCAUGAGAGUGACGGCACCCUUAGAGGAAGAAAAUGAUGUCAAGGAACAGCUUGAGGUGAGAUCAUAUCGGACGCAGUCCUUUUCCUCUGUUUGGAAGUACGACCUUGAUGACUCACGCCACUACUAG